AGCAUCAUGCAAUAUAUAUAUUAGAUUUUAUAGAAGACCCGAUAGUAUGUGCCUAGAACACUCGUGCUGUUAAGUUGUAUUGAAUUAUCGUCUCUUACAAAGUGCUAUCUCGUGAAGUAAAAAGUUAAUAAACAGAUAUUGUCAGUGUUUUGUAGGUACUUUAUAUUAUUAUUAUAGUAUAUUUUGCUAUACCUAAUUGUUAGAAAAUGUACGGUAAAAUAUUGUUUAGUGUAUUCCAUUCGCGAUAGAAAUGAGAUAUUCCUGGAUAAUAUAUUUAUUUUUCGGAUCCGGCAUUUUUUGUAAUAGAAACACCGAAGGUAAGUUUAAUUGUACAAAUGGAGUGUCUAUCGAAUCGUCAAGGGUUCGUGAUGGUUGGAAGGAUUGUCCAGAUGUCCAGAUGGACGAAAACAAAAAAUUGUGUGAUCGAAACGAGUUUGGAACAAAUAUGACCACAGAUUGCGGUAGACUAUAUACAAACCAAGUAUUGAUCAAGAAUGGUCAAAAAGCACUUUAUAGAAUGGCACCUUGGACUGUAGGAGUAUAUCGGAUCAAUAAAAGCAAUUCCAGUUAUGACUUUAUUUGUGGAGGAUCAAUUAUUUCUUCAAAUUUAGUCGUUUCUGCGGCUCAUUGUUUUUGGAAAAGUGAUAUGUCGUCUAAUAGAAUAUUAAUAGACGGAGGUCUAUACAAAAUUGCUGUUGGAAAAUAUGAUAGAAAUAUUACAAUUAUUGACAAUAACUUUACUCAAAUAAUGAAUGUGGAAAUUGUUUACCUGAAAGAACGUUAUCAAGGAUAUAGAGUGUUUCAUGCUGAAGAUAUAGCUAUUAUUGUGUUAAAAAACCAAAUUUCUUUUAGUAAUAGUGUUGCACCUAUUUGUAUUGAUUGGAAUGGUGAAUACAAUGAAGUCAAUGGAGAUAAAGGAAAGAUUUUUGGUUUUGGAAAAAUGAAUGACGGCACCUUAAGUCCUAUUUUAUUAGAAGCAUCUUUACCAUACAUUGACCGUAACUCUUGCCGAAAUUUGUACACCAAUGAAUUUGAUUUAUAUGUGACUUAUGAUAAGUUUUGUGCCGGUUCUGCAUUGGUUUCAGAACAAGGUGUGGAUAAGGGAUAUGGUGGUACAGGGUUAAGCUUUUUACACUCUAAUUCUUAUUAUUUAACUGGAGUAUCGAGUGUCAAAGAUCCAGAGUCAAAUAGUUCAAUCGCUGUUUUUACAGAAGUUGAGUUCCACAUUCAAUGGAUUCGAGGACUCUAUAACAGAUACAGACGACAAGCUAUAUCAUCUUGCUCAAUAAACGUCCAAGAUCAGUUUAAUUGUUCAAAUGGAAUGUCCAUCGAAAAGUCGUGGGUUUGUGAUGGUCUUAAGGAUUGUUCAGAUGGUUCAGACGAGACCAGCGAGUUGUGUGCUCGAAACGAGAAUGGAACAAAAAUAACUGAGGAUUGCGGUAGAGUAUAUACAAACCAAGUAUCGAUAAAGAAUGGUCAAAAAGCACUUUAUGGAACGGCACCUUGGAAUGUUGGAGUAUAUCAAUUCAAUAAAAGGAAUUCCAGUUAUGACUAUGUUUGUGGAGGGUCAAUUAUUUCUUCAAAAUUAGUCGUUUCUGCGGCUCAUUGCUUUUGGAAAAGUGAUAUGUCGUCUAAUAGAAUAUUAAUAGACGGCGGUCUAUACAAAAUUGCUGUUGGAAAAUAUGAUAGAAAUAUUAAAAUUAUUGACAAUAACUUUACUCAAAUAAUGAAUGUGGAAAUUGUUUUCCUCAAAGAAUAUUACUAUGGAUUUAGUGCUUUUCAUGCUGAAGAUUUAGCUAUUAUUGUGUUAAAAAACCGAAUUUCUUUUAGUAAUAGUGUUGCACCUAUUUGUAUUGAUUGGAAUGGUAAAUACAAUGAAGUUAAUGGAGGUAAAGGAAAGAUUGUUGGUUGGGGACAUUUGAAUAACGGCAGCUUAAGUCCUAUUUUAUUAGAAGCAUCUUUACCAUACAUCGACCGUAACUCCUGCCGAAAUUUGUACACAAACGGAUUUGAAUCAUAUGUUACUUUUGAUAAGUUAUGUGCUGGUUCUUCAUUGGUUUCAGGACAAGGAGUGGGUAAGGGAUAUGGUGGUGCAGGAUUAAGCUUUUUACACUCUAAUUCUUAUUAUUUAACUGGAGUAUCCAGUGUCAAAGAUCCAGAGUCAAAUAAUUCGAUCGCAGUUUUUACAGAAGUUAAGUUCCACAUUCAAUGGAUUCGCGGACUCUAUAACAGAUACAGACGACAAGCUAUAUCAUCUUGCUCAGUAAACGCACAAGACAAGUUUAAUUGUUCAAAUGGAGUGUCUAUCGAAAAGUCGUGGGUUUGCGAUGGUCUUAAGGAUUGUUCAGAUGGUUCAGACGAAACCAAUGAGUUGUGUGCUAGAAACGUGUAUGGAAAAAAUAUUACCAUGGAUUGCGGUAAUGUGUAUACAAACCAAGUAUCGAUAAAGAAUGGUCAAAAAGCACUUUAUGGAACAGCACCUUGGAACGUUGGAGCAUAUCAAUUCAAUAAAAGGAAUUCCAGUUAUGACUAUAUUUGUGAAGGAUCAAUUAUCUCUUCAAAUUUAGUCGUUUCUGCGGCUCAUUGUUUUUGGAAAAAUGGUAUGUCAUUCGAUAGAAUAUUAAAAAACGAAGGUUUAUACAAAAUUUCUGUUGGAAAAUAUGAUGUAAAUAUUUCAAUUAUUGACAACAACUUUACUCAAAUAAUGGAUGUGGAAUUUGUUUACCUGAGAGAAGGUUAUUAUGGAAGUAGAGUGUUUCAUACUGAUGAUAUAGCUAUUAUUGUGUUAAAAAACCGAGUUUAUUUUAGUGAUACUGUUGAACCUAUUUGUAUCGAUUGGAAUGGUAAAUACAAUGAAGUCAAUGGAGAUAAAGGAAAGAUUGUUGGUUGGGGACAUUUGAAUAACGGCAGCUUAAGUCCUAUUUUAUUUGAAGCAUCUUUACCAUAUAUCGAUGGUAACUCUUGUCGAAAUAUGUACACAAAUGGAUUUGAAUCAUAUGUGACUUAUGAUAAGUUUUGUGCCGGUUCUGCAUUGGUUUCAGGACAAGGAGUGGGUAAGGGAUAUGGUGGAGGAGGCUUAAGCUUUUUCCACUCUAAUUCUUAUUAUUUAACUGGAGUAACGAGUAUCAAAGAUCCAGAUACAAAUAAUUCAAUCGCAGUUUUUACAGAUAUUAAGUUCCACAUUCAAUGGAUUCGUGAUCUGUAUAACAAACAUAACUAAUUCAAUAACAUUUCCUAUGGUAUUGUCAUUAAAAUAAUUUAUUCCAAUAAAUUGUUAUUUAAAUCUAGAUUUAUAUAAAUAGGUUUUUACUUAUUUCUAACAAUUUUAAACAGUUCACACAAUAAUUGUUCAUUUAAAUUAAACCUAACACAUAUAUUGUUAUAACUCAUAAUAGAUUGUUAGUAGGUACCUAAGCAUUAUAUAUAUAUAAUGUAUAAUUGACUUAUUAAAUUCGAACAGUUUUUAGCAUAUAUCAAUUUUGUAUUGUAGAUUAAUUGUUUUAUAAUUAUUAUUACUAUGUAUUUUACUUUGUAUUUGAAAUAUCUACUAAUAAAAUUGUAUUACUUUUUAUUAA
Metopolophium dirhodum (rose-grain aphid) is the source of this 3575-nucleotide messenger RNA. Its product is annotated as transmembrane protease serine 9-like. Gene Ontology annotation, molecular function: protein binding; serine-type endopeptidase activity. The coding region runs from base 251 to 3220 and encodes 989 amino acids. NCBI's taxonomy places the organism in Eukaryota, Metazoa, Arthropoda, Insecta, Hemiptera, Aphididae. The transcript has 20 exons. Gene Ontology annotation, biological process: proteolysis. The record is from RefSeq and is a predicted model, not a curated record.